Molecule: messenger RNA, 2088 nt
Organism: Chanos chanos (milkfish)
Lineage: Eukaryota; Metazoa; Chordata; Actinopteri; Gonorynchiformes; Chanidae
Exons: 16
Coding region: 1-2088 (695 amino acids)
Biological process (GO): immune response
Molecular function (GO): GTPase activity; GTP binding
Source: RefSeq, a predicted model, not a curated record
AUGGGUCUGACCAAAAACUAUCAAAAGGAUUUGCUGGGACAACAGAUAUGGCCGCUGAAUUUCAAUGGCGAGGACUCCAAAAGAGGAAUAUCAGUCUCAGAUGAAGAGGUGUACGUAGGAGAUGAGGUCACUUUUAAGUGUGAAGUAAACAAACGAAGUCCCACGGCUGAAUGGUGGAAGGGUGACCUUGAACUGUCAGGGGGUAACAAGUAUAAGAUGUCUGAAGAGAGAAACAGUGAUGGUUCCAUAUUUUACCUUACCAUCCAUGAUGUCCAGUUGGAAGAUAACGGCGAGUACACCCUUCAUUUGACACAUAAACAAGGAGAGGCUAGUGGCACUGCCACACUCAUCGUCAAAGAGAGACUUAAAAUUGUCAAAUCCUUUGGUGAUGUAACAGCACAUGGAGGAAAGAGGAUUAUUCUCAAGUGUGAGGUGAACAAAGAUGGAGCUACAGUAAAAUGGCUGAAGAAUAAUAAGCAGGUUUCUGAGAGUGUAAAUGUUACCAUGACCCAGAAUGGUAAAGAGUUUAUUCUGACAAUCAAACAAGCUCAGAGGUCAGAUCAUGGCACUUACACCUGUGAAGUGACAUUACCUUGUGAAAAGGUCACAUGUUCUGCUGAUAUCACUGUGCAAGAGUUUGAGAGGGAGUGGAGGACAGUUAGCUGGGAUAUCAACAGCAAAAACAAGAUGAUGAAAGAGAUCAGUCUGCUUAAACCAAAAGUUACUCCUAUUCGGAUCCUUCUCCACGGACCAGUUGGAUCAGGGAAGUCCAGCUUUGUCAACUCCAUUGAUAAUGUCUUCAAGGGCCGCAUUGCCAGUGCAGCCCUGGCAGAUGCUGGCAUUGGAACGACUUUCACUAAAGUAUACAAAGCACACGACUUUCAAAUGAGUGGACAUCCAGGAUUUUUGCCCUUUGUAGUCAAUGACAUCCCGGGUCUGGAAGGAAAAGAUUCAGACGGGGCACACGCCGAUGACAUCAUCAAUGCAUUACAGGGUUACAUAAAAGACAAAAGUGAGCUUCAUUUAGGAAAACCACUGUCAAAAGGAGAUUCGGGCUACAACAGCAGCCCCUCGCUGGCAGAUGAAGCUCACUGUCUGGUUAGUGUAAUACCUGCAGACAAAAUCACUCUGAUGGCUGAUGCUGUCAUCAUGAAGAUGAGACAGGUCAGAGAGAAAGCCAGCAAAAUGGGAAUCCCUCAAGUGGUUGUUAUGACAAUGGUGGAUAAGGCAUGCCCACUGGUCAAAAAAGACCUCAGAAAGAUCUACACCAGUCUGAAGAUCAAAGAGAAAAUGGAGGAGUGCCAUUACAGGCUGGGUGUUCCAGUGAACUGCAUUUUCCCACUGAAGAACUAUCAUGAGGAGGGCUCAUUGGUUCUAGAACUGGACUGUCUGAUUUUAACCACUUUAACACAGAUCAUUCAUUUGGCUGAUGACUAUCUGAGCACUGUAAAUGCAAAUGACAAGGUAGGGAACAUCAAACCCACAGUAUCCAUGGCAAAGCCGAUGGCCCCAGUGGAGAUGACAGAGCCCAUCUGUUUGAUUGACAAUGAUGAGAGUGGGUGCAUGUGUGUCAGGAGAGAGGCACUGGAGAUUCUGGAGCAGAUCACACAGCCUGUGGUGGUGGUGGCCAUAGUGGGGCUCUACCACACAACAUGUGAGAAACUCAAACUCUUCUGUCAGGAGGAUAAAAAGCCUGUGUGUUUGGUCCAUGAUCUCUGUCUAGUGGAGGAGGCUGUAGAUCCUUGUAAGGAAGAAGUCAGGACUGCACUGAAACCCUUGAAAGAGAAGCUAAAAAUCUUUGAAAAAGUCAAACUAUACUGCGAUAAAACAGCAGAGCACAUUAAGAGAUAUGUUGAUCUAAUCUAUCGUAGCUUGACUCUUGUGAUUCUGGACCCUAACACUGCUCACCCAGAACUCAUCCUGACCAGAGUGAGAUUCUGUGAGGAGACAAAACAACAGAUUCCUAAUGAUCUGGAGAGAUUUGACAAUCAUCCAUGUGUCGUGGCGUCUGAGGGCUUUGAGUCAGGAAUACACUACUGGGACCCUGACAUCGGCAAGAGCAAACACUGGGAACAGUGUUUUUAUUGA